UAUUCAUCUUUUAUUUUUCAUCGUUGCUGUUCUGCUUCGUUGCUUCGCAGUGUAGAGAUUGCACGAAUCACUUCUUGGGCUCCUUCGUUGCUUCGCUCCUUCGGCGACGUUCCCUUCAUAUCAGAUCUGAAACCACACCUCCUUGCCGUCCUCUGUUGGUUUGAAAGUAAGCACGACUAGGGGAGCUUGCUCUUGCUCGUAGCCAAGCCGGGCUCAUUGGAGGCGCCACUAUGAACAAAUUACCGCUAUCCAACCCAAGCCGGAUAGCAAUAGAGCGAGAGAUCAUGAAGGAGCGGAUUCGCGAGGAAAUCCUAGCGAGGGAGAUGGUAGAAAGGAGGAUUCUGGAGGAGGAAGUGAGGAGGGAGAUUGCGAUGGAACGCAUUAUUGAGUUAAGGAGGUUGCAGAUGGAGAGGUGGCCGGGGCUUGCCGGCACCAGCGGAAUGGUGAUGCAUGGCGAUCGCCAGACGCAAACCCCCCUUAAGCCGUACUCUUUAGAGGCAGGGGUUGCUGCGUCUCUAGGGCGUGGGAUUGCGCAGGAUGCUGCGGAGUUCGCGUUUCGUGAUCGAUCUUCGUCUCACCUGCUUCCGAAGAAAACAACGGCGGUAAUGGCCCAGCCUGCUGUGCGGCACGAAUCGGAGAAGCGUUCGCCAUCAAAUGAGACUACAACAUCAAACUGCAAAUUAUCUGGUGCGAAGAGGAUAAUCCAGGCCAAGAAGCAAUGGGGUUGUGCCCUCUGCAAGGUAAGUUCUUCUAGCGAGGAAGCCCUAAAAGAUCAUCUUCGAGGUAGAAAGCACAAAGUAAAAGAAGCCUUGCUACUCUCUAACAAGAAGACUGGUCUCUUGCAAUCUAAGCAGAAUGUGAGCCCACCAUUGGAUGGUGGUGGGCCUUUGAAGAAUAAACUUUCAGAAGGAAAGAAGCAACAACAGAAGCUUUGGUGCAGCCUCUGCAAAGUGAAAUGUAAUAGCUCCAUUAUGUUAGAAAAUCACAAGGCUGGUAGAAAACAUAGGAAUUUAAUGGAGUCAAAGAAAGCCAACUUUAGUUCUAAGACCGAAGCAGUUAAGACUAGCAAAUGAAAAACUUUGGGACAGUGCAAGUGCAGGAUUAAUUAAGGAAGAGUUGGAGACUGCAUGCCCAUCAACAGCACCAUCAAGCGCUGGAGUGUACGUAGAUAAGUAUAUUCAAGACUUUGUGAAAUUUAAUGGCUUAAACCAUUGAGCAGUAGCUAUUUUAUUUCAUGCAUGAUAUCAGUUUGUUCUGCUUUAUUCAUUUUUAUUUUCCAGAUCUUUGAUUUCUGCUGUUUGAUUCUCUAAUUUGAUCUUGGACGGUCUAUUUGUUCUAUAUAUUUUUUUCUGAUUUUUGUAUCCUGCUGUAAAUAUUAUGGGAUAAAUUUGUUUGUGUUUUGAUUUUUAA
Messenger RNA from Dendrobium catenatum, 1410 nucleotides. Its product is annotated as zinc finger protein 385D-like. Gene Ontology annotation, molecular function: zinc ion binding; nucleic acid binding. NCBI's taxonomy places the organism in Eukaryota, Viridiplantae, Streptophyta, Magnoliopsida, Asparagales, Orchidaceae. The coding region runs from base 231 to 1073 and encodes 280 amino acids. The record is from RefSeq and is a predicted model, not a curated record. The transcript is spliced from 3 exons.